This is a messenger RNA of Bolinopsis microptera, 1418 nucleotides long. Its product is annotated as calbindin-like. Gene Ontology annotation, cellular component: nucleus; synapse; neuron projection. The coding region runs from base 11 to 964 and encodes 317 amino acids. Gene Ontology annotation, molecular function: calcium ion binding. Gene Ontology annotation, biological process: regulation of cytosolic calcium ion concentration. Lineage: Eukaryota; Metazoa; Ctenophora; Tentaculata; Lobata; Bolinopsidae. The record is from RefSeq and is a predicted model, not a curated record. The transcript is spliced from 2 exons.
UUAGCAUCAAAUGUUUGCCUACCUUAAUCACCGACUUAGUGGUGCUGAUCAAGAACCUGUCUAUGACCGAAGAUCGACUCCUGAUGAUGACGACCCCAUAACUGAACCACAAUCAGACGAGUCUGAUGAUUCGGAUGAAGGAGAGGAGCUGCACAGUCGAUCACUGAGCAUUUCACCAGCCACACUGGCUAAUGCAUUAGAAAUAAAUGACAUACAUGAUCGCAAUGGUUUGGCUUCUGCUCAGUUGAAUGAGUUUUUAACCGAUUUAGUUCAAAAGGAAUAUGUUUGGAAACUUAAACAAUGUGACAUUAAGCAGUUUAUUUCAGAGGUGACAGGAAAAGUUGCGGAAACUUAUGGAGGAUCGAUUCCAAAGGAAAUCAAUAAGGAAGUGCUUAUAGAGUCACUCCCAACAGAGCAAUGUUUUCUUGUUCAAAUAGGUCACAAAGUGCAAUCAUCAAGUUUUAUCAAGUUUUGGCAGAAUUAUGAUGUGGAUGGUUCAGGUUAUAUUGAAAUUAAAGAAGUAAGGCUUUUGGUGAAAGACUAUGCCCAAGUUGCAGGUGAGGAUAUUUCUGGGUACCGUCUUAACAGAGCCAUUGAACAUAUGAUGAAGGACUUAGAUACAAAUCAUGAUGGGAAAAUUGAGCUCGAAGAAUUGACACAACUUAUGAAUGUUGAAAAUAACUUUAUGAAGAAUUUCUUUGGUCGCCAGCUUUUGCACAGGAAAGAUUUCGAUAGGAUUUUUAGCCAUUAUGAUACUGAUGGUCAAGAAUGCCUAGAAAAAAGCGAAGUCAUGGCCUUGAUAAACGACAUCUUAAAACACCUGGAAACAUCCGGUAAAAAUGUUCCCAUUCCUCUUCUACAAAAGACUUACGCUCAAGUUAUGAAAAUAUGUGAUGUAAACAAUAGUGACACUAUACAAAAGCGUGAAUUAGCUCUUCUGCUGUCUUGUUUUAAUUUACAAUAAUUGUUUUUUGGAAAUAUUUGAUUUACAGUUUUUAAUUCUAUCUGAAAUAUUAAAUUAUUGUGUUGAGUGUUCUUUUACUGAAUUUUUGAAUAUUUCUUGACUUUUAGUUUUAGUUUAGAAAAAACGGUUUUUUGAAAUGUUUGAUUUAAAGUUUUUAAUUUUAUCUGAAAUAUCUUUAAUUAUUGUGUUUAGGUGUUUAGUGUUCUUUUUGACUUUUUGACUUUUUGACUUUUUGACUUUUUGAAUCCUUUCCUUACAUUUAACUUUGUUCAUUUUUAUAUCAGUCUUUUCCCAUUAUAAUUUCAGUUUUAAAUCAUUCAAUUUUCAUUACUAUUUGUUUGUUGGUAUCAACAUUCAACAAAUGUCUCAACUCAUUCUCUUAAGCUAACCCCAGUUAAUGAAUAAUGAAUAUCUGUUGAUACUGGGAUAACCUAGAUAUUUAAAUUUAUAGAAU